This is a messenger RNA of Nymphaea colorata (pocket water lily), 1146 nucleotides long. RefSeq names its product adenine phosphoribosyltransferase 1-like. Bases 105 to 812 code for a protein of 235 amino acids. The transcript has 6 exons. Gene Ontology annotation, cellular component: cytosol; cytoplasm. Gene Ontology annotation, biological process: adenine salvage. NCBI's taxonomy places the organism in Eukaryota, Viridiplantae, Streptophyta, Magnoliopsida, Nymphaeales, Nymphaeaceae. Gene Ontology annotation, molecular function: adenine phosphoribosyltransferase activity. The record is from RefSeq and is a predicted model, not a curated record.
UGGUUUCUUCUUGCGUCUCCGUUCCGUCCGCUUCUUCGUUCUGUCCGCUUCAUGCAGGAAGAAACGAACCGUGGAAGAGAGAGAAAGAGAGGGAGUGUUGAAGGAUGACGACCGCUGCCUGCGACUGCUUAAAUCUGACGCGAGUAUUGGGCGUCCAGGCGGCGUCGAGAUCGCGCUUUCACCUUCUACGCGUCGGGAGGAGUGCUCGAGCCCCGAUCAUUGUGGGGACACGAGGAGCGGCGAGGAUGGCGAUCACAGAGGGUGGUAGUGGUGGUGGCGGCGGUAUCGACAACCGCAUCAAGAGGAUCUCGUCGGCCAUCCGCAUAAUUCCCGACUUCCCGAAGCCUGGGAUCAUGUUUCAUGAUAUAACGACAUUGCUGCUUGACCUGAAAGCCUUCCAGGACGCGAUUGAUUUGUUUGUCGAGAGAUAUAAGAACGAGAAUAUUUCAGUUGUUGCAGGAGUAGAAGCAAGAGGUUUUAUUUUUGGUCCUCCCAUUGCCUUGGCUUUAGGAGCCAAGUUUGUUCCCUUGAGGAAGCCGAAAAAGCUGCCUGGUGAAGUUGUAGGAGAGGAAUAUACUCUGGAAUAUGGAACCGACAGGAUUGAGAUGCAUGUUGGAGCUGUUCAUCCAGGUGAACGUGCAAUUGUAGUCGAUGAUCUUAUUGCAACUGGUGGGACUUUAUGUGCUGCUACUAGAUUGCUAGAGCGUGUAGGUGCGGAGGUGGUUGAGUGUGCUUGUGUCAUAGAAUUGCCAGAGCUUAAGGGAAGGGAAAGGCUAGCAGGCAUUCCACUCUUCAUUCUUGUGGAAUCAUAGUAAUUCGUCACCAAUGUGCUAAUAAUUGGUUUGUUUGCUUCUAUAAGAAGGCAAUUUCAAAGCUGUACUCAUGUAUUGUGCUUGAUGUGUCGGGGACUGGGAAGGCUAGAGUUUUCAGAUUGAGCAGUAUUAUGGUAGCGGCUUUUCUGGGUAAUAAUUUGGCAUGGCUUGGAAAUCGUGUAAUGAGCGUGUUGUACUCAGCCUGCACUUUGUUCUGCAUCCAUCUAAUUUUUCAUGCAGCGCACCAGAUGCAUUCUACUAUGUAUCUCAAAUAGAAGUAUGCAUAAUUCAUAUUAAGCUUUACCGAAAUCAGGAAAAUUUAGAUUUUGUCGAA